Molecule: messenger RNA, 1209 nt
Organism: Ruditapes philippinarum (Manila clam)
Lineage: Eukaryota; Metazoa; Mollusca; Bivalvia; Venerida; Veneridae
Product: inter-alpha-trypsin inhibitor heavy chain H4-like
Exons: 1
Source: RefSeq, a predicted model, not a curated record
GAAAAAGUGGUGGCGGAAGGGUCUACUAAUAUUAACGAUGCCCUUUUAAAAGCUGUCGCAUUGUUUGGUCAAGAACAAGAUGGAGAUGACCGAGUCGGACAAAUAGUUGUUUUCUUAACUGACGGAGAACCAACAGUCGGAGUACAGAACCCCAGAUCGAAUCAGGAGAAAUGUUCGCGACAAAAACUAAUUAUGGAGGAAAAAGAGUGUUGUAAGUCGAGUAUUUUCACUAUCGCCUUUGGUUUCGGGUGCUGCAACAGACUUUUUAGAUGCUCUUCCAACGAAAAUGAAGGUUUCUUGAAAGUAAUAAGGGACAAAAAUGACGGUGAAGACAUUCUUGAACUAUAUAACGGUGUAGAAAACCCUUACUUAAAAGACAUCAUUUUUAGUUUCAAAGCGGGGGACGAAGAUGUACCGGAAGAAAACACAACUCGUACAGAAUACCGACAAUACGACUGUGGAAAUGAGAUAGUUGUUGCGGGUUCGACCUUUCCUGGUGCGGAUCUUCGUCCAGUAAUUCAGGCAUCCAAUAACAAUGGCACAGUAAGUUAUGAGGGUAUGCAGAUAAUACGAACUGCCGCUGUGGAUGAAAAUCGCCUGUCGCGUCUUCUUGCCUAUCAAAGAGUCAAACAACUUCUCAAACAGGCCGAAAUAAUUUUAGAUGGUAACAAGCUUAGCUCAGAAUUAAUGAAGGAAAAUGCUCUAAAUAUAUCGUUGCAUUAUGGAUUUGUAACACCACUGACAUCUCUAAUAGUAACGGAAUAUUCGCCUAAAAAGAUGGCAUCACCACCAGCAAACCGUAUGGGAGCACUUGCUAAAUCACAGUCCGGUUCGUCGAAAUCCGUGCAGUAUGAUUUAUCAAACUUUUUUUACGAUGAUACGGACUUUGAUCAGCAGGAUAUAAGAAAUAAAACAAAUUCCGCUAACAACUUUGCUGUCAACAACAGCAUGUGCUUUGUCCUCUUUAUGGUCAUAUUGAGUCUUUAUUAAAGUCCAUUCUAGCUAUUGCUCAUUUUUAUUUUUACACAAUUAGAAUAACUGAUCAAACAAAAAAGGAAAUAUUAAAAAUUAGAGAAGAAACAAAUAAAAGAGGACAAUGAUAUAAAUUUUCAUGCAAAGGACAAGUAACAACACUUAAACACUUAGUCAUAGAGUUGUGGAUUCUUGGGACACGUAAAAUUCUGAGGUCGUGGAAGCUACAACACUGAA